Molecule: messenger RNA, 3803 nt
Organism: Halichondria panicea
Lineage: Eukaryota; Metazoa; Porifera; Demospongiae; Suberitida; Halichondriidae
Exons: 2
Coding region: 1-3675 (1224 amino acids)
Cellular component (GO): cytoplasm
Source: RefSeq, a predicted model, not a curated record
AUGGGCACGUGCUCAUCAAAAAAUAGCACUGAUGUUGUGCAUGCCGUUGUCUCAGUUCAGGCAAGAAAAUCAUUUUCCAAUAAAUCUGUGAAAAAAGCCGAUUCAUCCUCAAUCGCAUUCCCCACACCCCCACCUACCCAACAAGUUCCUGAUCAUCUUGUGGAAAAAUCGGACUCAUCCUCGAGGACACCCCCGCCUACCCAAAAAGUUCUUGAUCAUCUUGUGGAAAAAUCAGACUCAUCCUCGAGGGCAUCCCCCACACCCCCGCCUAUCCAACAAUUUCCUGAUCAUCCUGUAAAAAAAUCAGUCUCAUUCUUGAGCGCAUCCCCCACACCCCCUACCCAAAAAGUUCCUGAUCAACAUGUGGAAAAACUUGAUUUGUCUGCAAACGCAUCUCCCACAACUUUACCUACCCCCUACAACCAGAUUCUCAAAGCCAAUGAAGACUCUAGUUUGAAAAGAGCGCUGUCUCUACCUGUAGUUAGCAGCCGCCAGCUUGUUUGCUCAGACAAUAAAAAGCCGGCUGAACACGUUUUCUCUAAGGAGGACAGUGACAUUACACAUUCGUAUGAUGGCAAACUCAGUCCCUUGGUAGUUGAUCCCGACCCUAUAGAAAACAAUCCAAAUCAUUCGGAGGAAGCUUGUCAGGAGCUAGUAUCCGCGCUUGUAUCUAUUGACGAAGAAGCGAGAGAAAAAGUACAAACAAUUCUUACGAAUUGGGAAGAGUCGGAAAUCAUGUCGACCAUCAACGAUCAUGCUCAAAGUGCCUCAAACCAAACAAUUGAUGGUGACCUUUCCAAGUUAGCGUUGUACUUAACAGAUGAUCUCGGCUAUUCAGAUCUCGCGAAAGCGUUCGCCAUUUACAUUUGGAUAUGCACCAACAUUUCAAUAAACAAGAGUAUUCGUACGAAGUAUGAGACGAAGUACACCGAUCAUGAAUCGUAUAUCGAAGCCCAACAUGUUUUGAAAUACGAAAGUUCAAACUAUGUCGGGUAUUCAAUUCUCUUUGUUGAAUUGGCCAAAUUGGCUGGGAUUAGAGCCAAGGUGAUCAGAGGGGAGAUAUCUCAUGUACCCACUCCAGCGCUACCAGCCGAUGAAGCGAGGAAGUCUACAGCUAUUGCUCAUACUUGGAAUGCGGUAAAAUUGGAUGAAGUCUGGUUCCCUGUCGACUGUACCUUCGGAGCAAACUAUUUUGACAAAUCGAUGGAGGCCAGGUACAACUACAUUCGUCACUUUUUUGCCGCCACCCCCUCCACUUUCAUCCUCACCCAUUGGCCAAAUAAGAAGAAGUGGCAGCUGCUUGAAACUCCUGUCGAACGAGAAGCGCUCGACCCGCUAGUUAUUCUCCCCUCGUGUGCAGCUGGUAGAGGAAUACGUCCUCUAACUUGGAGACGAUCAAUCAUAGUAAGCGACGAAAAUCAGCACUCAACUGUCGUCAAAUUAACAGCCCAUCCGUCACUGAGAAUAGGAGUCAAGCUGCAAUACAUGAAUAUGAAAACCUUUAACUAUGAGGAGGUCACGAGCAAAAACCUCAUCUGUGUUCAGCGGGACGAAGACGCAGUGUGCAUCCGUGCAGCACUUCCUUUUAAGGGGUCAUACUCACUACUUCUCACAGUAAAUAGGGAAAAAAGGAGAGGAUCUCGAGUUCCACAAGUGUUUCUUUCUUACAACAUAUGUGUAACUCAUAUGAGCAAACCAUUACAGCAAAUCGGCUACCCCAAGGUUUACCAAAUGGCUGCAUCAGCAUACAAUUUCCAACUACUUUUCUGGAACCAGUCCUCUCAUGAUUAUAUUUGUGAGAGUGAUUCAGAGCAGCUGAAUUUGGCAUUCAAGGCAAAGAGAAAAAUGACUUGUUUGCACUUUCUUGUCCCUGGGAAAACUCAACAAACCAGGCCAAAGGAUCACAGCGUUGUGUACUACUACAAUACCAUGGUUGUUACAGAAACAGAUGGUGCUGGCAGUGACCAGGGCCUGCACAUGCUCAAAGUGAUAUUCCCUGCGGAAGGGUGGUGGACCAUCUGCUUGAAUGGAACGAAAGGCAACCCAAACUUUCAAUCACUAGCCCCCUAUGUUACACUGCUGAGCUAUCAGGUGUACGCUCAUCGAGGAGACUCAACCUCCACCUUCCCCUACAUCAUUUCACCACAGGUGUCUGUCUGCUACUUCGAUCCGAUAUCAAGUGUCUCUGAGUCUAUUGAUAUUCCGUUCACAACCACAAAGCCAUUGGAAUUCCAAGCGUACCUUAUGGAAAAUAUUCCAAAUGCUCCUGAGUUGGAGUCCUAUGUUCAGAUCAAACAAGCUGAGCUCUCCUCAAACCAGUACAGACUCACAGCCAUGUUCCCGAAACCUGGCCAAUGGCAUGUUCAUGUGUUUGCUUGUCCAGAGGAAGAUGACGAAGAUAACGAGACCGUCCGUGGUUUGUUUUCUCUUCUUGUGAAUGUUGAAACGCCUAUGCAAGGUGCUGUGUCAGUGGCUCUCAGUUUAACAAUUGCAGAAAAGAUUCAACUCUACUUUCCAAACAAAGGUUACAUCAGUUUCCCUGAUAUCGGCAAGCCAUUGACAAUUGACUUUGAAUGUGAUAAAAACACAUCUUUCCAGCAUCGAGUGUUUCCAGAAGAUCAAGACGAAAAAACUUCAAAAGAGUACAAUGGCCUGUCGCUCUUUACGCACUGUACGUACCUCACUCCACUCAACCGACCAGGUCUUCCCUCAAGCUUUCGUCCGAUUCUACUGUCACGACGAUCAAUAACCCAACCAGUACUGCCUACUCACCUGUGUGAAAUCAUCUCUUAUCAAUUGCAUGCCUCCUUUCCUUGGCCCGGAAAAUGGACUGUGAAGGUCUUUGCUCAAGCUCCUGGAAGUUCUGAUUACUCACUAGCAUUUCACGUUACUAUGAAAGUAACCAAGCCCUCGAGAGGAAUUUGUUAUCCCUUUAUCUAUGAGGAAUUUAUUCAGCUUGGCAUUCGCAUACCAAUAGAAUCUAUCUGCUACAAUCCAAUCUGUAGUGAAUCAACACAAUUUGAGCUCCCUUUCAUUGCCCCAGAUGAUCUCCAAUAUACCUGGAAUAUUGAAGUUGCCGGUAGUGAUAGCUGCUAUAAGAAACAAGGCUUUGUCUAUAUAUCCGGGAACGCCCUUGCCGGACCUCCAAACAACCACUUUCAACUGUCGUUUUCAACCCCUGGCAUCUGGAGAGCAGUACUCUUUGCCAAAAAAUCUACUCCAGAAGACAGCAUACCUGAGGAAGACAGCUACAAACCUGUGCUUGAGAUUUCCCUUUUGGUCAACACUGUCGACAAAGAUGUAGCUUUUCCUGAGAUUUACCCAGCCUUCAAAAAAUAUGGCCUAAGCAUUGCAAAAAUGAAUAUUCCUUUUCUCUCUCGUGUGCAAAAUAGUGUACAAAACACUUCUACUACAGUGAUAGUUUCGCUGUUCAGUUUGGGUCCGGGUAAUGUGCAAUUUUAUUGUCGCGUCAAGUGUGCUGAGAAGACCGAAGAAGAAAAUCGGUUGUUGUUGCUGCGUAGUCAGAUGUUGGAGGACACAUAUUCUGGGCUUAAUGAAAUUCGUGUCGAUAUAUCUGAACCUGGAACAUACAAGAUACAGCUCGGGGCAAAGUGGAGGGAUUGCAAGGAAUAUAAGUAUGAACCUGUGCUCACUCAUAUCGUUAGCAGUAUCUGAGGAACUACACUUUUUUUUUUAGAUAGCGACGUAUAGGAUAGUGUAUUGUAUUGAUUUUCUCUACCAGUAGUACCCUCGUUCAUUUGCAUUGUAAUUUUAGACUACUUUUGAUCAUUAACCAAUGCGUG